CCCAUAUCAAACACCCAAAGUUGCUCAUUUCCUUGUUUAGGUAAAAAAUAGUCUCUUGAAAGUGAUUGUUGUAAGCAGAGAUAGACAAAAGAGGUAAAAAAAAAGAAGAAGAGAAGAUGGAAUAUUGGAGCAGCUCCUUCAUCGAUGGCGCGUCUUCUUCCAGCUUCAUCUCUCCUUUCUAUAACUUUGACCAUUUUUCAGGAAACCAAGACAACAGAUGUUUAGGUACAAUGAUGGGUGCACAACAAGAUAUACUUCAUGUUCCUCUAGCAAUGGUAGAGAGUGGCUAUGGAGAAGAAAGCAACAGUUUUAAUGGACAGGAGAAGAAAAAAAAGAAGAUGACGAGCGAGCAGCUAAAGUUCCUCGAGAGAAGUUUCCAAGAAGAGAUAAAGCUGAAUCCGGACAGGAAGAUGAAGCUGAAUCCGGACAGGAAGAUGAAGCUGUCCAAAGAACUGGGGCUGCAGCCGAGACAGAUUGCGGUUUGGUUCCAGAACAGGAAAGCCAGGUGGAAGAACAAACAACUUGAGCAUCUCUAUGAAUCACUAAGACAAGAGUUUGAUAUUGUCUCUAGAGAAAAGGAAUUGCUACAAGAAGAGCUAAUACAACUGAAAUCAAUGAUAAGAGAGGAUAGUUCAUGCAAGAAGAAACAAACCUGGGAAAAAGCCUGCAGCUGAGGCAAUAGUAUAUAAGUUCCACUUCAGUUAUAUCUCCAAAAUGGCUCAAAUUUGUAGCUUUAGUCCCAAACAAGCAACAAUUUCUAUGGCUGAUUCUGUUUUCCUUUGUAUUAAGUAUUGUUUAAGUGAUUUUCGUGUAAAGGGUUCUUUACUAAGUUGAAGUUAAUGAAGAAACAUCGUGAUUCAAGAACUCUAGAUCCAU
Arabidopsis thaliana (thale cress) is the source of this 876-nucleotide messenger RNA. RefSeq names its product homeobox protein 22 (gene HB22). The record is from RefSeq and is marked reviewed. Bases 117 to 674 code for a protein of 185 amino acids. The transcript is spliced from 3 exons. Gene Ontology annotation, molecular function: DNA binding; DNA-binding transcription factor activity; DNA-binding transcription factor activity, RNA polymerase II-specific. Lineage: Eukaryota; Viridiplantae; Streptophyta; Magnoliopsida; Brassicales; Brassicaceae. Gene Ontology annotation, biological process: regulation of DNA-templated transcription; regulation of transcription by RNA polymerase II. Gene Ontology annotation, cellular component: nucleus.